This is a messenger RNA of Recurvomyces mirabilis, 1917 nucleotides long. RefSeq lists its product as uncharacterized. The transcript has a single exon. Lineage: Eukaryota; Fungi; Ascomycota; Dothideomycetes; Mycosphaerellales; Teratosphaeriaceae. Gene Ontology annotation, cellular component: nucleus. The coding region runs from base 1 to 1917 and encodes 638 amino acids. The record is from RefSeq and is a predicted model, not a curated record. Gene Ontology annotation, biological process: regulatory ncRNA-mediated heterochromatin formation. Gene Ontology annotation, molecular function: siRNA binding.
AUGUUCCGCCGACUCAACACCGACCUGCCACAGGACCCGCGCCCUGCUGCCGCCAACUCUGCCACCGCUGCUACUAACGUCACUCUCGCGUCUCUCGAUUUCGUGAUGAAUGAGAACCGCCAUUUCGUAAAGGCUAAUACCGCCACAGGCAACGGACCAGAAGAAUACUUCAACUUCUUCCACACCGACAACGAGCGUAGCAACGAGGUCCGUGGCGAGGCCAUGCACGCUCAAAUCAAGAAGUCGAUGCUCUCGGAGCUGAAGAAGCUGGGCAUUACAGAAGUAUUCAUUCACGAGGGCGCUUGUCAAGCCACCAAGCCCUCAGGCCCGCACGCCACCAUUUUGGCUAGCGAGCCACGGGUGUUGAAGACGCUGAAGGACGUGAUUGUGAUCGUCAACGAGCACAAGCAGGAUCUUGGGGUCCUUGCUUACCGCGCUCUCGCGAGGGAAGGCGGGCUCGACGUCGGCAGCGUAUUUGGGUUGGCCAGCAAGCUGAGUGCGGUUACGACCAAUCUCGGCACUGGCCCCACUGCGGGUGAUGUACAUGCUCUCGCGAGCGACGUGCAGAAGUUGAGCUUGCGCGACACCAGCAAGAUUGACGAUGGGUUCGGUUUGCUAAUUAUGAACCCCGGCGAGCUGCUCUACAGUCACGCGCUCAACAAGACCAUGUCGCAGGCUGCAUGGCUCGCACGUAAGAGGCCCUCUGCUCUCUCUCCUCCAUUCGAGAUCAGCGACGUCAACCGCGUGCCAGGUCACGAAACGCCACAAGCACAUAUCCACGCCAUUUUCGAGCAGGUCAUUCCAACGCUCUUAGCUGAGAACGCCAGAAUCUACGUCAUUGGGCUGUCCGAUGGCGGCGAGAGCGUGCUGAAGUACAUGAACGACACACUCCGCAACGACGAACACGCCCAUGUCGCCAGCAUGAUCGAGGCUGUCGCCUUGACUGAGCCGACCCACGACCUCGCGACGCUAUCUUACAAACCUCUUGCGGCCUUCCUCGCUGCGUGCGGCGCAAAGAGCUACGUCCUCUCUACCAAACCUAAAGGCGAGCUCCUGAAGAUGCCGCCGGUGUCUGUCGCAAGCGCAGAGAGUUCGUCACCACUGGGGUCUGCAAAGUUGUGCUCCGCAAGCAUUCUAUCGUCUGCUGAGCUCGAUCUUGCCCGUCGCAAGUCACUCCCCACUGAGCAAGAGGAUGACACCACCACCAGCCAAGACAGUCCCAGCUCCAUAACGACCACGUCGCCGCCAGUCGAUAUCCCGAGCAUCCACGAACGCGAGAGCCAGCAGUUCGGUGCUUCUACCAGUGCCGCCAGCCGCCGUAGCCUGAUGGACAAGAUUGCCACUAACACUAGCAACUACUUCUUCCCAGCCAGGAAGGGCGUGUCACCUGAGCAGAGCGUUACGGGCGAUGUGGACACGGGCUAUGUGUACAGCGCUCGCGAGGAGUAUCUUGAGGAGCAAGAGCUGAUGAUGCAGACUUCCUACCCAGACCUGAAGGCAUUGAUACGCAAGCAGGCGAUGGAGACCGGCAAGGAGGGUGGAUCCGGGAGGGCGAGCUCGAACGAGAGCGUAGCAGGGUCGACGGCCAGUCAGAUGGAUUCGAACGAGAGUCAGGCGGGUUCGAGUGCUGCAGGUUCGACGGCUAGCAGGCUGGGUUCGACUGCUAGUCCGACAGGUCCGCUGGUACGCCAGGCAGAUCCGACGGCGGUCAAGGCAGAUUCGGCGUUGAUUAAGGAGGAUUCGGAGGAGUUUGGAGAUUACGAAUACAGCAAGGAUCCAGUCAGCUGUCCUACCUUCAGCUCUGGCGUCUCGGACUUGGCUGAGAUGAUCUUCCCGAACGUGAUGGAGGAUAUUCUGGGAUGGUUCAAGGACGUGAAGCGUUUGGCUGAGGAGAGUGAUGGUGCUGGUGCUCACUAG